UGACACCGAAUCGACGGCUUGUGUGAAAGUAUAUGCUGCCUCGGCAGGAAGUGCGGCGGAUCAUCAGAUCGGUUUGAUACUUCUUCCACAGUGCACAGUAAGAAUUAACGUACAGCGGUGCUAAAUUUAAAAGUGCAAGAAAUAAUGUUUCGGUUUAUAUUGUUCUUAAAACUUGUCGCAGUGGCGAUAACAGUUGCUGUUGAUAAUGAGUUGCAGUCAAACUUAACUACAUAUGUGGAAGAACAAAACUUGAAUAAUACAAGUGGAAUUGACAAUGAUAAAGGCUUCUGGGAAUGGCUAUUUGGUUCAGUGGCACCAUAUCCACCAACAAUCAUAGAACCUCAGCAACCAGAAAAAUGUUUAAAAUGCACUUGUGGUUUGACAAACAAACAUAAUCGUAUUGUCGGCGGCGUCGAGACGCAGGUCAAUCAAUACCCUUGGAUGGCCCUGCUAACAUACAGAGGACAAUUUUAUUGUGGGGGUACAGUAAUAAGUUCACGACAUGUACUAACGGCCUGUCAUUGCGUUCAAGGAUUUGACCCGAAUAAACUGACUAUCCGAAUAUUAGAACACGACUGGAAUUCGAUCGGUAGCAAAAUUCAGGAAUUCCAGGUGGAAAAAAUAAUCAAGCACAGUGCUUACUCAACUGCGAAUUACAACAAUGAUAUUGCACUCCUUAAGUUAAAGGAGCCUAUCACGUUCCGAGGUUCGAUGCGACCUGCUUGUCUUCCGAAACAAGAGAAAACCUUCGCCGGCAAAAAAGGUAUAGUGACCGGAUGGGGUGCCGUCAAGGAAGGUGGUUCGGUAUCGCACACUUUACAGGAGGUUAUUGUUCCUAUUCUUAGUAACGCGGAAUGUCGCGCUACGAAAUACCCGUCACGUAGGAUAACAGAUAACAUGCUAUGUGCGGGUUUCAAGGAGGGAGGCAAAGAUUCCUGUCAAGGGGAUAGCGGUGGUCCAUUGCAUGUAGAAGAGAAUGGUGUUCAUCAGAUAGUCGGGGUUGUAUCCUGGGGCGAAGGAUGCGCGCGACCUGGAUUUCCGGGGGUUUACACUAGAGUAAACAGAUUCCUCACGUGGAUUGAACACAACACAGAGGACGACUGCUAUUGUUGAUAUGCAAUUUUUUAUAUAAACUGACCAUAAUUACUUUAGUUAAUUCACAUUUAUUCAUAUUCAUAACAACGGAAAUUAUGCAAGCUACAGAAACAAUCAGUGGUGUAUACAUUAUACAAUGAUACAUAUAUAGAUAACAAUUCCUAUACUGGAUUGUACAAGUAAGAAUUCAUUGCAUCGUGACUCGAUAAUUAUUUAAACAUAUAUUUCUUUACUUGUAUUAUAUACGUAAUACAUAUAUAAUACUUCACAGCAGCAUAUGUAUAAUAUAAUACAGUGAAUUCUAUACGCAGCAUUGUGUAUAUACACAAUAAUUAAAAAUUAAGGCACGUGCGUCGCUCUUCACUUUAGUCAAUAUUCGUAAUAUGUAUACGUAAAAGAAGAAAGUGACAAGACUUUCUCUGUUUCUCGCAAUCAAACGACUUGGAAUUUCGGUGAAAACUCAUAUACAUCUGUUUGUAACAUCAUUUACAUCGCACGAUGAACAGAUGUAAAAUGUACGCACGUUGUGUGCAUUUUAUUAUUGAUAUAUAUCAAUAAGAUACACAUUUUUAAUUAAUUUAUACAAUAUAUGUAUAAUAAUUUUUUAAUUACCAUUAUGAAACUUAGGUAAUUUUGUUUAUUGUAUAUGAAGUAUAUUAAUAAGGACUAAAGAGUCAACAACGUGAUUUUUUUACUAGACAAAACAUGCAUUUUUAUAGCAAUUACAGCAAUAUUUGUGUAUGAAUUUUAUUUAUUUUAAUAUUAAAAUAUUUUA
Messenger RNA from Wasmannia auropunctata (little fire ant), 1870 nucleotides. RefSeq names its product trypsin-1-like. Gene Ontology annotation, molecular function: serine-type endopeptidase activity. The transcript has 7 exons. Lineage: Eukaryota; Metazoa; Arthropoda; Insecta; Hymenoptera; Formicidae. The record is from RefSeq and is a predicted model, not a curated record. The coding region runs from base 145 to 1113 and encodes 322 amino acids. Gene Ontology annotation, biological process: proteolysis.